Molecule: messenger RNA, 362 nt
Organism: Python bivittatus (Burmese python)
Lineage: Eukaryota; Metazoa; Chordata; Lepidosauria; Squamata; Pythonidae
Source: RefSeq, a predicted model, not a curated record
ACACAGCAUGUCCCUGGUGUUCAGCCUGCAGAUGUGGAAGAGGUUCUUCAGAAGGGUGUCAAAACGCUAGUGAUAGGUCGUGGCAUGAGCGAGGCCUUGCAGGUGCCGUCGGCUACAGUGGAGUAUCUUAAGAAGCACGGGAUUGACGUGAUGGUCCUGCAAACUGAGAAGGCUGUGAAAGAAUAUAAUAUCUUGGCUUCCCAGGGAGCCAGAGUGGGCGGUGUCUUCCAUUCUACCUGCUAGAGGGCUAACCACAGAUCGUCUCUGUCUUCCACCUGUUCCUUUGGGUGAAUAAAAAGGAGCAUUUCUCUGCUGUACCAAUUUUUGAACGCUUUCCACAGAGGAAUAAAACAAUUUGCAAA